Molecule: messenger RNA, 1586 nt
Organism: Purpureocillium takamizusanense
Lineage: Eukaryota; Fungi; Ascomycota; Sordariomycetes; Hypocreales; Ophiocordycipitaceae
Gene: IDH2
Product: Isocitrate dehydrogenase (NAD(+))
Exons: 5
Coding region: 164-1312 (382 amino acids)
Biological process (GO): isocitrate metabolic process; tricarboxylic acid cycle
Cellular component (GO): mitochondrion
Molecular function (GO): NAD binding; isocitrate dehydrogenase (NAD+) activity; magnesium ion binding
Source: RefSeq, a predicted model, not a curated record
CGACGGGCUACCUUAAGUUAGUUUUUGUCCACACCUCCCAAAACUUUCUAUCCUUUGCUUCCACCUCGCGUUUCUCCCUUGGCCCAGCGUGUUUGUCCAGCAGCUCGCGCCUCUCUGUCUCUCUCUCUCUCCCUCUCUCCGCUCCUCGCGCACAUUCUCCACGAUGCUGGCCAUCCGAGCUUUCUCUAGCCCGAUCCCCAGGCAGUGCCUGCGCGCUGCUCCCCGCGCCGCUGCCACCUGGUCGGUCUCUCGCUGCUACUCUACUGCCGGUGAGCGAGUCGCCAAGUACGAGGGAACCAAGGACUCCAAGGGCAACUAUCUGGUUAGCUUGAUUGAGGGCGAUGGCAUUGGCCCCGAGAUUGCCGUCUCUGUCAAGGAUAUCUUCGCCGCCGCCAAGACGCCAAUCGCUUGGGAGUCGGUCGAUGUCACCCCCAUCCUGAAGGACGGCAAGACGGCUAUUCCCGAUGCCGCCAUUGAGAACAUCAAGAAGAACAAGAUUGCCCUCAAGGGUCCCCUGGCCACUCCUGUUGGCAAGGGCCACGUCUCGCUUAACCUGACUCUGCGCCGUACCUUCAACCUUUUCGCCAACCUGCGACCAUGCCGUUCCGUCGCCGGCUUCAAGACCCCGUACGAUGACGUCGAUACCGUCCUGAUCCGAGAGAACACUGAGGGCGAGUACUCUGGCAUUGAGCACGUUGUCGUUGAUGGUGUUGUUCAGAGCAUCAAGCUCAUCACCCGCGAGGCCAGCGAGCGCGUUCUUCGCUUCGCCUUCCAACACGCCGAGUCCAUCGGCCGCAAGAAGGUCCGCGUCGUUCACAAGGCCACCAUCAUGAAGAUGUCCGACGGCCUCUUCCUGAACGUUGGUCGCCAGGUUGCCAAGGACUUCCCCGGCAUUGAGUUCGACGCCGAGCUUCUCGACAACACGUGCCUCAAGAUGGUCACUGACCCCGACCCUUAUAACGACAAGGUCCUGGUCAUGCCCAACCUUUACGGCGACAUUCUGUCUGACAUGUGCGCCGGUCUGAUUGGUGGCCUCGGCCUCACUCCCUCUGGCAACAUCGGUGACGAGUGCUCCAUCUUCGAGGCCGUUCACGGCUCCGCCCCCGAUAUUGCCGGCAAGGGUCUUGCCAACCCCACUGCGCUGCUCCUCAGCUCCAUCAUGAUGCUGAGGCACAUGCGCCUCAACAACCACGCCAAUCGGAUCGAGAAGGCCAUUUUCGACACCCUCGCCGAGGGCAAGGCCCUCACUGGCGACCUGGGCGGCAAGGCGAAGACUCAUGAAUACGCUGCCGCUAUCAUCGAGAAGCUGUGAACAGAUCGUGGCUCUCGCACAUAAAGCAUCAAACGAACCCCUUAACGAUACCUAUCCACAACAUCAAAUCCCGGGCCAUCGUGGGGAUCAUCCCCAUCCCUAGACCCGAUGGUCAUGCGCAAACUCGUCUAUCUGGCAAAGCAAAGCCGAGCAGUGCUGGUGCCGAGCUUUACGAUAGAACGUUCGUGCAGAGUGUACUACAACCCCGCGCAUCCCGUGCAGCCGGGGGCGCCACGAUUCGAACUUGGUUAGAUUUUUUCUGUAUUAAAGAAGC